CUGUGUGAGUUAAUGGCUCCUCCUGCUUGAUAUAGAGACAGAGCUGGUAGAGAGCUGUGCAGGAGGGAGCAGUCCGAAAAAACAUAAACUACACCUCGGGUAGCUAGCUAGCGCGGUGGGUGGUUUGAGAGAGACCGGCGCACGGGGUUGUAGUCGAGGCCUGGUGUUAAAGCGCAAAGUGGACGGUCGAGGAAAGCGUUUUGUAUUUUAACAACCGACUCCCCAAAUGAACUCCGUCAGAGCCACCAACCGGAGACCCAGGCGAGUCUCAAGGCCGCGCCCGGUGCAGCCCGACCAGAACGAGGGCGACCGAGCAGAUGAGGAGGCUCCAGCUGCAGCAGCGGAGGUGGCUGUGGAGGAGUCCGGGCCUGCAGCUGGGAACAGCCCCUACCAGCUCCGACGCAAGUCUCUAUUGCCCAAGAGAACAGCCUCCAGUACUGCAGUGGCUUGUCCCAGCAAGACUGCUAUGGAGGGAGCAUCCACCUCAACAACCGAACCCUUCGGCCACCGAGCCAAACGGGCCAGAGUCUCCGGCAAAAGCCACGACCUGCCAGCGGCUCCAGCAGAGCAGUACCUGCAGCAGAAGCUUCCAGAUGAGGUGGUUCUGAAGAUCUUCUCAUACCUCCUGGAGCAGGACCUCUGUCAAACUGCCUGCGUCUGCAAACGCUUCAGCCAGCUAGCCAACGACCCUAUACUCUGGAAGCGUCUGUACAUGGAGGUGUUUGAGUACACACGUCCCAUGAUGCACCCUGAGCCAGGAAAGUUCUACCAGGUCAGCCCUGAGGAACACGACCACCCCAAUCCCUGGAAGGACAGCUUCCAACAACUGUAUAAAGGAGCCCAUGUGAAGCCAGGCUUUGCUGAACAUUUUUACAGCAACCCUGGGAGGUACAAAGGCAGGGAGAAUAUGCUGUACUAUGACACAAUAGAGGAUGCAUUAGGAGGGGUGCAGGAGGCUCAUUUUGAAGGGCUGAUCUUCGUGCACUCUGGGAUCUACACUGAUGAGUGGAUCUACAUCGAGUCCCCCAUCACCAUGAUCGGAGCAGCUCCGGGUAAGGUGUCUGAUAAGGUGGUGAUUGAGAACACCAGAGACUCAACGUUUGUCUUCAUGGAAGGAUCAGAGGACGCCUACGUGGGAUACAUGACUAUCAGGUUUAACCCAGAUGAUAAGUCGGCUCAGCACCACAAUGCCCACCACUGUCUGGAGAUCACUGUCAACUGUUCUCCCAACAUAGACCACUGUAUCAUCAGAUCUACCUGCACAGUUGGCUCUGCUGUCUGUGUGAGCGGCCAGGGGGCGUGUCCUAGCAUCAAACACUGCAACAUCAGCGACUGUGAGAACGUUGGACUUUACAUCACUGACCAUGCGCAGGGUAUCUAUGAGGAUAAUGAGAUCAGUAAUAAUGCAUUGGCGGGAAUCUGGGUAAAAAACCACGGCAACCCCAUCAUCAGACGAAACCACAUCCACCACGGCCGAGAUGUAGGAGUCUUCACCUUCGACCAUGGAAUGGGUUAUUUUGAGAGUUGUAACAUCCACCGGAAUCGCAUAGCAGGCUUUGAAGUGAAGGCGUAUGCUAACCCUACAGUGGUUCGCUGUGAGAUCCACCAUGGCCAAACAGGGGGAAUCUAUGUGCAUGAGAAAGGACGGGGACAGUUCAUAGAAAACAAGAUCUACGCCAACAACUUUGCUGGAGUCUGGAUCACCUCCAACAGUGACCCUACGAUACGGGGCAAUGCAAUCUUUAACGGUAACCAAGGGGGCGUGUACAUAUUUGGUGAUGGGCGUGGCCUGAUCGAGGGGAAUGAUAUCCAUGGCAACGCUCUGGCUGGAAUCCAGAUUAGAACCAAUAGCUGCCCAAUUGUACGCCACAACAAGAUCCACGACGGACAGCAUGGUGGCAUCUACGUGCAUGAGAAGGGCCAGGGUGUGAUAGAGGAGAACGAGGUGUACAGCAACACGCUGGCAGGCGUCUGGGUGACCACCGGCAGCACACCUGUCCUCCGCAGGAACCGCAUCCACAGCGGCAAACAGGUAGGGGUGUAUUUCUAUGACAAUGGUCAUGGGGUGUUGGAAGACAACGACAUCUACAAUCACAUGUACUCUGGCGUUCAGAUACGAACUGGCAGCAACCCCAAGAUCCGACGCAACAAGAUCUGGGGAGGGCAGAACGGAGGCAUACUGGUCUACAACUCGGGUCUGGGUUUCAUCGAGGACAAUGAGAUCUUCGACAACGCCAUGGCGGGCGUGUGGAUUAAGACUGACAGCAACCCCACGCUGCGGCGCAACAAGAUCCACGACGGGAGAGACGGAGGCAUAUGUAUCUUUAACGGAGGGAGAGGUCUUCUGGAAGAGAACGAUAUUUUCAGGAAUGCCCAGGCAGGAGUUCUGAUCAGCACCAACAGCCACCCUGUGCUCCGCAAGAACCGUAUCUUUGACGGCUUUGCUGCAGGUAUCGAGAUAACCAACCAUGCCACGGCGACUCUGGAGGGAAACCAGAUCUUCAACAACCGUUUUGGUGGCCUGUUCCUCGCCUCGGGGGUCAACGUCACCAUGAAAGAUAAUAAGAUAUUGAAUAAUCAGGAUGCCAUAGAGAAAGCUGUGAGCAGAGGACAGUGUCUCUACAAGAUCUCCAGCUACACCUCCUACCCCAUGCACGACUUCUACAGGUGUCACACCUGCAAUACAACAGACAGGAACGCCAUCUGUGUGAACUGCAUCAAGAAGUGUCACCAAGGACACGACGUGGAGUUUAUACGGCACGAUAGGUUUUUCUGUGACUGUGGAGCGGGAACUCUUUCCAACCCCUGUACGCUGGCUGGAGAACCAACGCAUGACACAGACACACUCUACGACUCCGCUCCGCCCAUAGAGUCCAACACGCUGCAGCACAACUGAACAACACACACCCACACUACAUAAACACACACCCUAUAGUCUACACACAUACCACACUCUGUCACACACCACUCGCAAACACGCAAGAACUGUGGCCAUAAGGAGGCAGAAUACGGUGUUCUCAGCAGUGACGGUUAUAGGGACCCUGAAGCUCAGACACUGCUGCACUGGGGGGGGAUCUCUUCUAAAGGGAUUUGUCUGGUCUACUGUAAUGAGAAAUGGACUCGUUAACGGCCACCAAAUGGACGGGUAGAGUGAGCUGGAGUGGGUUGGAGUGGGUUAUGACUGCUCUGUUGGAGAGUGGCCAAUGAGAGACUUCCUUGCCUGUGGCCCUUCACUUCUCUGCGACUCGCCGCGGUCCUGGAAAACAAACUUCCUCCCCUUACAGGAAGAGGAUUAUAUUUAGCCCCGCCCACUGAGAAAGACACUUCUGGUCCCAAGGCAUUGUAGUCCUUGUGGCAACUGUUACUCGGCAGCGGAUGGCUGAUGUACAGUUGUACAUGUACAGCUCACAAGAGAGAGACUGAUCGAGCACUUCAGCUUUUAUAUUAUUUUAAUGCUUUCUCAUGUAGUUUUGUAUUUUCAAGCAAAAAUCUUACUGUACUUGAAUGUCUUUAUAUAUUAUGUUAAUUAUUAUUUUUGUUAGCCCCAGGCUUGCUGCAGUAGCUCUUCAUGUCCCAGUUCUUUCUGUGAAAGAGAAUCGCGUUUAACACUAAUGAAGACCCUCUCCAGGUUAUAGAUAUAUAUAGGACCGGUGGAACAAGGUAGGUAUGGCUGGCUGUUGUGCAUCUGUGUGGAUUGUUGUUUAGUGGGUGCAUGUGUAUGGUUGUGUUCAUAUUCAGCCACUGGAGAGGGUCAGACAUGAGGUAUCGGGACAUGAGUAAUUCUGCAGUCUCCCACCCGCUCCCUACUUCCCUCCCUGUGUAUUGUGGUGACUGGCUCUUCAGGCAGCCUGGAUUGUAAGCAUGUGUACCAUAACAUCUAGACUUAAUAUAUUGUGAAGUAUUAAAAACCAUUAUGUAGAUGCUAGUAUGAAUUCAAAAAGGGUUUUAAUUUCCUAGAAAGAAAAAAAAGAAAGGAAACUGGUCAUUUGUAAGAAAAUAAAACUAUUAGAUCAGU
Oncorhynchus gorbuscha (pink salmon) is the source of this 4015-nucleotide messenger RNA. Its product is annotated as F-box only protein 11-like. Gene Ontology annotation, molecular function: protein binding; zinc ion binding. Gene Ontology annotation, biological process: ubiquitin-dependent protein catabolic process; regulation of apoptotic process; protein ubiquitination. Bases 227 to 2896 code for a protein of 889 amino acids. Lineage: Eukaryota; Metazoa; Chordata; Actinopteri; Salmoniformes; Salmonidae. The transcript is spliced from 20 exons. The record is from RefSeq and is a predicted model, not a curated record.